AUUAUCUUUGAACAAUACAAACCCUAACCAAAAUCUACCAUUUAUUUCUCUCUCUUUCGUUAUUAUCAAUGGCGUUCAAAAAAACUCUAGCUCAGCGUCUUUCCAAUGUAUACAAAACCACCGGUUUUUCCAUUUCUGCUUCUCGUAUAUCUUCAUCAUCCAUGUCACCCAGAAAGCUGGUACCUCCUCAUCCUGAUGACAAAAUCGCUCCGGAUCCCGGAAAUAAUGGAAUUAUCCGGCGAUUCAUCCAUCGUCGACUCAUUGGCACAUCGCCGGCCACCUCUCCGGAUCUCCGGUCACUACCUACCGGAGAAAGUCUCAUCGAGAAAAUCCGUGAAAUGGAUGUUAACAAAAGCAGGAUCAAACUCGAUGGAUUCCUGCCGCCGCUAGAGAUGCGGCCUGAACCGGAACCGGAGGUGACGACGGAGGGGAACUUGACGGUGGCGGAUGCGAAGAAGCUGUUCAAAGUAUCACAAUUGGAGAUGGUGAAACUGAGGCUAAAGCAAACUGAAAAGAAUUGUGUUUCGUACCCGGAAUUUGUUCAGAUCUGCUCUGGAAUUAGUUCGAGUAAUGAUUCAGGCAUCGAAUUGGCGAAGAUUCUAGAUGAUUCUGGAACUGUGCUUGUUCUGGGAAACGUUGUGUUCCUCAGGCCUGAUCAGGUAGUGAAAACUCUACAAAGCCUACUGCCAAUCCCCGCGACGACGAUCCCAAAGGAUCCACAAAUGAUGGAGGAGUUCAACAAGAUGGAAGAGGAAAAAACAGCCAUUGACAGAAAAGCAGAGUCAUUGGUGCGUAGAGAACUAUGGGCUGGGCUGGGCUACUUUGUGAUUCAAACAGCAGCAUUCAUGAGAUUGACAUUUUGGGAACUAUCCUGGGAUGUCAUGGAACCAAUUUGCUUCUAUGUUACAUCAUUUUACUGCAUGGCUGGUUAUACUUUCUUCCUAAGGACUGCGAAAGAGCCUUCUUUCGAAGGAUUUUAUCAGAGCCGGUUCGUUGCUAAGCAAAAACGACUCAUGAAGGUUCGGAAUUUUGAUCUUGAAAGGUAUAACGAGCUCAAAAGAGCUUGUUAUCCUCAAUCAACGAUGGUGCAUCCUGUAAAAACUUUAACAAUUUGUUAGCUAACAGAAUUUAUUUUUUUAGGAA
This is a messenger RNA of Solanum lycopersicum (tomato), 1143 nucleotides long. It is a transcript of the gene ACI19, whose product is annotated as ACI19 protein. The record is from RefSeq and is marked validated. Gene Ontology annotation, molecular function: calcium channel activity; uniporter activity. Gene Ontology annotation, cellular component: mitochondrial inner membrane; uniplex complex. NCBI's taxonomy places the organism in Eukaryota, Viridiplantae, Streptophyta, Magnoliopsida, Solanales, Solanaceae. Gene Ontology annotation, biological process: mitochondrial calcium ion homeostasis; calcium import into the mitochondrion.